This is a messenger RNA of Onychostruthus taczanowskii (white-rumped snowfinch), 1155 nucleotides long. RefSeq names its product mitogen-activated protein kinase 7 (gene MAPK7). The record is from RefSeq and is a predicted model, not a curated record. The coding region runs from base 85 to 1155 and encodes 356 amino acids. Lineage: Eukaryota; Metazoa; Chordata; Aves; Passeriformes; Passeridae. Gene Ontology annotation, molecular function: ATP binding; protein serine/threonine kinase activity. Gene Ontology annotation, biological process: intracellular signal transduction; cell surface receptor signaling pathway; protein phosphorylation. Gene Ontology annotation, cellular component: nucleus; cytoplasm. The transcript has 3 exons.
UUGGUUGAGCCGCGCCGAGCCGCGCCGCCUUCCGCUUCAGUCAACGUCCGCCCCUCCCCCCUCAGCUACGUCGUGCUGGACCUGAUGGAGAGCGACCUCCACCAGAUCAUCCACUCCUCCCAACCGCUGACCUUGGAGCACGUCCGCUACUUCCUCUACCAACUCCUGCGCGGCCUCAAGUACAUCCACUCCGCCAACGUCCUCCACCGCGACCUCAAACCCUCCAACCUCCUGGUCAACGAGAACUGCGAGCUCAAGAUCGGCGACUUCGGCAUGGCGCGCGGCCUGGGCGCCGACCCGCGCCACGCCAAGGCCUUCCUCACCGAGUACGUCGCCACGCGCUGGUACCGCGCGCCGGAGCUGCUGCUCUCGCUGCACCGCUACACGCGCGCCAUCGACAUGUGGUCGGUGGGCUGCAUCUUCGCCGAGAUGCUGGGGCGCCGCCAGCUCUUCCCCGGCAGGAAUUACGUCCACCAGCUGCAGCUGAUCAUGGCCGUGCUGGGCACGCCGCCGCCCGGCGUCAUGGCGGCCAUCGGCGCCGAGCGCGUCCGCGCCUACAUGCAGAGCUUGCCGCCGCGCCCGCCGGUGCCGUGGGAGAGCCUUUUCGGCGACGCCGAGCCGGCGGCGUUGGCGCUGCUGGGGAGGAUGUUGCGUUUCGACCCGCGGGAGAGGGUGGGCGUGGCCGAGGCACUGCGGCACCCGUUCUUGGCUAAAUACCACGACCCCGAGGACGAGCCCGAGUGCGUGCCGGCGUUCGACUUCGCAUUCGACCGGCAGGCGCUCACCAAGGAGGAGAUCAAGGCGGCCAUCGUGGCCGAGAUCGCCGAUUUCCACGCACGCCGCGACGGCAUCCGGCGGCAGAUCGCGCCGGCGCCGACGGCGCCGCCGGCCGAGGCGUGGGCGGGUCCUGAGGCGUGGGCGGAGCCUCCGGGUGGCGCCGGCGACGCCGACGUGGCCACGGUGACGCAGCAGCUGCAGAAGUCGCAGGUGGAGGAUCCGCUGCCCCCCGUGUUCCCGGUGACGCCCAAGGGCAGCGGCGCCGGCUACGGCGUCGGCUUCGACCUGGAGGAGUUCCUGAGCCAAUCGCUGGACAUGGUGGGAGAGCCCAAGGACAGGUGGGGACGGCCGGGGGCGCCUUGGGUUGGGUUGGGUUGA